GUCGAUAAAAAGUCUUUUCAUCGUUACGACUACGUUACGACACGGUACUGUAUAACCUCAAUGCUGCAUGCCUGUAUCGAGAGACAUGGCGAGCACGAAGGAUUUUUUUCUCACGAUUUCGGAACGGGUAUUGAGCAACUGGACCGCUCUAAACCUUGCUGUUGAUCAUGGAAUGGGAAGUAGAGAUAGGGCUGAAGAUUUCCCGGCAUACAUUACAGAAGUCUUAUACAUGAAUGAGGGACUAGAUACUGAUGAUAUAGCUGCGGAAAUAGAAGAAUAUAUGGACGAGGCUUUCCAAACAGAGUUGCAAGAUGAUAGCGCAGCAGAUGUUGCCAAAGUAUUGUUGAGAUUUCAUAAAUAUUGUAUGGAUGGAGAUGAAGCCACAGCGGUAACGGAGAUGGCGAAAUUGCCCCCACUUCAGCCAUGGAUAAUGGGCAGGAAACCCACCAAGGAAACUUUAGCGCAACCUAAACUUCUGGAAGGAGUAAGAGAUGAGAUGAAAAAUGACGAAGCAGUUGAGAAAAUGGAUGCUGAGGAGAAUGAAGACAAUGGAUGGACAGAGGUGAAGACUAGAAGACAGAAAUGAAACUGUGAGUUGACGAAUUACCUACAAUUAUUUAUAUUAAAAUGCGUGGGGGUAUAAUAAAACAUCGUAAUGAACAA
Molecule: messenger RNA, 663 nt
Organism: Neodiprion fabricii
Lineage: Eukaryota; Metazoa; Arthropoda; Insecta; Hymenoptera; Diprionidae
Exons: 3
Coding region: 68-586 (172 amino acids)
Biological process (GO): maturation of SSU-rRNA from tricistronic rRNA transcript (SSU-rRNA, 5.8S rRNA, LSU-rRNA)
Cellular component (GO): nucleus
Source: RefSeq, a predicted model, not a curated record